CACUUUUCGUUGUGAUAAAAAUUUUGAGGUGCGGGUGGCGAAAAUUUUUUUGUUACGUAUUUUGGUGACUAAUUUAUUAUAUCCUGUCAUUCACCUUUUAAGCAUUAAAAUCAUAAAAUGCCAUUCUCUCUUUUCGGUAUUUUAGAAGUAGAUUUCAUUCAUCGAUAACCAAUUUACUGCGAAAUUUGUAUUCGUGAAUUUAAAAUUCUAUCGGCAGUGUUCCAAAACACCAUAGUGCUAAUUACAGGUAGCAGGUAGCUGAUGGCUUUCCAAUAAAAUCUUGUGCGAUGUAGGUAUUCGUAUUCCGUUUUCAUCUGUAUUUUGCAGUCGAAUUUUUAUCGUAACGAUCAAAACCAGUCGAGCUGAUGUCAACCGUGAAGUAUCAUUCAGAUAUUAAGAGGCGAAACUUGUGUAGCGCGUGUUGCAAUAAACUUGGAAUCCUCGCAUUCACUUUUUAGUUGUUUAUAAUUGAUGUUCAGUAAAUAUUACAUCAAUAUUCAACUCAAUGAACACAUAAUCAGUGAUACAAUGUUAUCUGCAGAUUUGAUACGUUAGCCUGGAAUAUUUCGAAUGGGUUGAAAGAGUUACUUUCGCACUAGUUACAAAGUAGACGAAAAUAUGGACGAUAAUAACGAAGAAUUACAAAUCAAAGCGUCCGGUUUAUCUACAUCUUUCACAAUUAGUUUCGAAGAUGAAACCGAGAAAGCUAACGUGAUAAAACAAAAGAGAAUAAUCAAAACUGCCAACAUGUUUACAAAAAAACACUACAGGACGUUAUCCUUACCAGUUGCAAACAAUACGUUUUUUUCAAAGAGUGAUGCAGUGAAAUAUGGUUGUGAUUCUGAGACUAAAGAAAUGAUCGUUAGUGAAGAUAAUUCUCGUAAAUGUAUUCCCGAAUCCAAAGAAAAAUCAAAUGCUAUUAGUACCAGAGCUGUGACAAGUCAUCGAAGUAAAGAACCUUGUAAAAAUUCAUACGAAGCAAAAUCAAAUCAUACUUCUACAUCAAUCGAAGAUACUCAACCAACGAUUAAUUUAAGUGAUACCGAUAGUGAAGGUGGCACUUAUACUAUCGAUAAAAACAACGAACAAGUCAAAGAGGCCAGAAAAUCUAUCGAUCAGGUGUUUGGAAUUACAUCGGAAAAUCAAAACGACGAAAGUAUUUCUAGUGAGAAAAAAUUGGAAAAAAGAACUCGAAUGGUCGACGAAUGGAUCGAACAUAACGCGUCUGUCUUGAAAACUGAUACAGCCGAGUCACCGAAAACAUCACUCGUUGGUAAACCGGAUAGUGCUAAAAGUCGAAUUACAAAAAUUCCAUUUCCGGUGGAAAGAUCUCGAGAGUCCAGCUCCACUAAUUUAUUAAACGGUUUGAAGUAUCAACCUGUAUCGGUCAAUGGAAGCGUUCAAAAUGCCAUUCACGAAUCAAAAAGUAAACAACUAUCAAAUCGUAAUCAGUCAAACGGCGAUGAAAGUGAUACGGAGCAUUAUUUACGAGAAACAGAGAAUAUUGUUUGUGCGCUUCAAAAACGAAUAAACCGAAAUACCAUAAAACCUCAACCGCGUGUCGAAGAGCCCAAAAUUCCGCAUAAAGAUCAAAAUGGUAAAGAAACUGCACCCAGCAAAUACUCAAUCACUAGAUUCAACAGAGCAUUCAGUUUGCGCAGAGAUCGAUCUAAAAAACCUACUCCGGUGCUAACCAGUUCUACAACGGUUCCAGUUCGAUCGAAAACUUUCGUAGGCGCUUCGAUUAAAUCGACAGAGUCAGCAUCACCAAAAUCCAUAAUGAAGCGUAAUAACUCGUUCUGCAAAGAUUUCAUAAAAUCGGAUAAUACUUCACCUAAACUGAGAUCUACUCCUCGUCCAAAGACUAGCAGCGGUGACUUGGGUCGAAAACUUUCAGCUAAAGCAACUCAAGAGAUCGAGUUACAUAAUUGGAAACGACGCAAAAAUUACGAUCCUUUGAAAGCUGUCGCCGAAGAAAAAAAAAGAAAAGCUUUAGCCGGUGCUGCUGCAAAUUCAGCUUCGUCAGCUCAUCUCAAACAAACUAGUAAUAGUUUGGAUGAAUCCGAUGAUUUAGCUGCGAAGAUCAUCACUAGAUCGGCAUCGUUUCACGGAUUACGUAAUAAAAACGGAUAUGACGCGGAAUCUUCGAAUGAAAUACCAUUAGAUCGUAGUUCUAGUAAUCGAUCAGUUUGUUCGUAUUUUAUAUCUUCGAACGAAGAUGCGACCGAAUACGAUAACGACAGCGAAGACCACUGGGUUAUUCCAAAACCUCCUUCUACUUCGUUACAGAACACUCCACCUGAAAGUAUCAGUAGUAGAUUAUCUUUGUUGAGUAAUGCAGCUUCUAAUUCUUCUGUUUUAUUGCUGACGUCGUCUACGAUUACCAAUGUCGAUUCCGCGACUGUAUCGAAGGUUACCCAAAUGUCCUAUAAAAUUAAAGAUAUGAUCUUGGCGUUCGCUGAUUCGAUUAGCGAACGCGCAGAAACCAUCGCACAAAAUUCCAAAGAUCAUGGCGUCUCAGGGCCAAAAUUAUUGUACGAUCGAGAGAAUGGCGAGAUCGCUGAUAAUAUUUGUAAUCAAACUGAAGACGAUUUAAGUUUCGUAGAAAAUGAUAUUUCCGCUGACUAUCAGCUAAAUAUCGCUUUAAAUAAUCUCAAUGAGAUACAUCAGGCUGUUCAAAAAUUAAAUGUGAAAUGUUCAAAAUGAAAGUAUUAUUUACCAAAAUGGCAUUUUAAUUUAUUAUCUUUUUUUUAAAAUUCAUUUACCAAUAUAUUCGCUGUGUAGAUUUUUUUUACGUUGAAAUAUGUUCGAGUUAUUGUUCUAUUUUAAAUUAAUGCAUUUAUUCGCAUCUUGUUCAUGUAUCUACCGUGGAAGUGUUUUUAAUAUUAUGUUUAGCAGAUUUUUAUUAUAAUGAACGUGUUCUCUUUUUUUUUCAUUAUUAUUUAUUACGUUUUUAAGAAAAACGUUUCGUUUUAAUUGUAAAAUAUUUUAAAAUUUUUAUCGAUUUUUUACUAUUGAAAUUUUUUACUCAAUUUUAUACGAACAUUUUUUAGUUUUGUGUAGUCUAUUAACCAUGUAUGUACUUCUUAUAUCGUGGUUUUAAUUUUUUUUUUUCAAUAUUACCUCGAGUGAGUACGUCUUUUAAAGGAUUUAUUUCGUUAUUUUUUUUUCUCUGUUUGAAAACGUAGCCAAAUAAACUAUACUCGUAAAUGA
Molecule: messenger RNA, 3213 nt
Organism: Planococcus citri (citrus mealybug)
Lineage: Eukaryota; Metazoa; Arthropoda; Insecta; Hemiptera; Pseudococcidae
Exons: 16
Coding region: 619-2706 (695 amino acids)
Source: RefSeq, a predicted model, not a curated record